AUGUCGACUACAACUAUAACUACCACUAUCACUGCUACUCCUGCAGAAGUAGCACCAGACUACGUCCCCAGGGGCGCAACAAGCGCCGACCUGACCUUCUAUGCACCACCGGCCGACAACUCCGCACCCUUCAACUACGUCGAAACCCCACCCCCAGGCCAACCGCAACGCAACUACGGCGAAGACACCCAGAAAGUCUCCCUAACCGACAUCCGCGGCACAGAAGACGCCUUCACCCUAGACAAAGACUCCUUCCAAGCCCUCCAAAACAUCCCCUCCGCCACCACAUACACCACCUUCGACUCCGACACCUCCAUCCGCGAAACCUACUACCCCGAAGUCGAAGCCCUCCUCCUCCAGCACAUCCCCAACGCCCACAAAAUCAUCCUCUUCGACCACACAAUCCGCCGCGCAAACCCCAACGCGCCCCGCCAACCCGUCAACCGCGUGCACGUCGACCAAACACCCGCCGCAGCCCUGGACCGCGUAAACCUGCACAUCACCGAUCCCGCCGAGGCAGAAGCACUCGCACAGGGCCGCUACCGCAUCGUCAACGUCUGGCGCCCGCUUAGCGCAGAGCCGGUGCAGUCGUCGCCGUUGGCAUUUGCGUCUGCGGCGUCGGUGGAGGAGUCUGAUUUGGUUGCCAUUCAGCAUCGGUAUCCGGAUCGGAAUGGUGAGACGAUGGGAGUUCAGUUUAAUCCCGCGCAGAAGUGGUUCUAUUGGUCUGGGAUGACUGGCAGUGAGAGGUUGUUCCUCAAGUGUUCGGAUUCGAAGGGGCUCAGGGAUGGGGAUGUUGCGCAGUGGGUGCCGCAUACGGCGUUUACGGAUGUGAGGACGCCUGUUGGGGCGAGACCGAGGGAGAGUAUUGAGGUUCGGGCUUUGGUGUUUGGUUGA
Penicillium daleae is the source of this 894-nucleotide messenger RNA. Its product is annotated as putative methyltransferase. The record is from RefSeq and is a predicted model, not a curated record. Gene Ontology annotation, molecular function: oxidoreductase activity. Bases 1 to 894 code for a protein of 297 amino acids. Lineage: Eukaryota; Fungi; Ascomycota; Eurotiomycetes; Eurotiales; Aspergillaceae. The transcript has a single exon.